CAAUCUAUAUAUCCCACAAUCCUUCACUCGGUCUCCUUGAGCCGCCAUCUUGGUACGAACCGGUCAGGAAAGAAGGGCGAAAAGAAGAGGGAGAAAAAGAGAAGAAAUGGCGGGACGCAGGGCGGCAGUGAAGGCGAUAGACUGGAUAGCCUUUGCUGAAAGGGUUCCUCCUAACCAGAAGGCGCAAUUCACUGCCCUGAAGGCUAAGUCGGACGCUAUCUACUCCAAGUAUCUGUCCACACCAGAGAAGCCAGCUGCCAUCAACUUUGCUUUCUACAAGUCCCGGCUUGCUAACCCAGCUCUGGUGGAUGAGUUUGAACAGAAGUUCAAUGCAGUGAAGGUCCCGGAGCCCGCUGACACCUACACAGCAGGACUGGAGGAGGCUCAGAAAAAAGCGCAAGCAGAUGUGCAAAAAUUCAUCGCAGAGUCCAACGCACGGAUCAAGGGGUAUGAGGAACAGGCGGCCAUUUACAACAACAUGCCUCCCACGGAACUCAUGACGUAUGACGACGUGUUCGCCGCGUUCCCCGAAAUGAAACCAGACAAGGAAAAGUACCCCAUCUGGCCACACAAGCCCAUCAGUUAAUUAGUACACUCGUUUGGAGUAUUAACGACUUUAACAUCAAAGUCUGCCCAAUUUUUGUCACCAACUGAGAUAUCUAUACACAGAUGUAUGGUCACUUUCCAAGUAGAAGAUUGAAGUGUGAAGUUUUAAGGUACAUUCUUGGCUUACACUUAAAUUGGCCCUAAACAAAAUCCCCCUUAACUUCUGUAUGAAACGUUUUUUGGAAGUAAAAAUAAAAGUCAGCAUCUUCCUGGUACAAUGUAUUGUAUUGGAUUGAGAGUGAAUGUACCAACCCAUACUCAGAUUUGACUGUUUUUCUGUGAAGAAUAAAAAGAGCUGUAUUGACAGCUUGCUAAGAAAA
This is a messenger RNA of Branchiostoma belcheri (Belcher's lancelet), 926 nucleotides long. RefSeq names its product ATP synthase subunit d, mitochondrial-like. Gene Ontology annotation, molecular function: proton transmembrane transporter activity. Gene Ontology annotation, biological process: proton motive force-driven ATP synthesis. Bases 107 to 586 code for a protein of 159 amino acids. The transcript is spliced from 5 exons. Lineage: Eukaryota; Metazoa; Chordata; Leptocardii; Amphioxiformes; Branchiostomatidae. The record is from RefSeq and is a predicted model, not a curated record.